AAUAAGAAUCUAGCUGGAUACUCGCUUGACACUCAGGGAAACGUUCCCUUUGCAAUCCAAGGGCUCAAAGUAAGUGCUAUCGAUUUUGCUUAUCAGCAAGAAGGAUGACUUCAAACACAGGGUUGUCGAUUGCCAUAUUUCCCCCCAAGAAGUAUGAAAAGACAUUAAUGAUAUCAGUAUACAAACCCUAGGAGGAAAAGACAUAAAACAAACUGCGCGGCUUUCUUUGAGCAGCAUCAAACGAUUAAGUGUUUAAGAACUUAAAAUUUCAUCAAAAGCAAGAAGAAAAUUAUUUCUACUAGUUGGAGUCACAAAAGAACACAAGCGAUGGAACAACCUCUCAUUGUUAUUGCAACCUUUGCCUGCGCCUUGCAAAUUUUUGCCGCAACACACCAAAAGAAGCCGCUUUAUAUCGGCUGUAUGUCGCCAAUGACUGGAAAAUCAGCAUGGUGGGGACGCGGGAUUCCUGUGGCCGCGGAAAUCGCGUUUGGUCUAAUAAACAAUCGCAAGGACAUUUUGCCUGGGUACGAGUUCAUGCUUCUUGCCAAUGACACGCAGGGCAACACCGGUCAAGGCAAUAAGAUACUGUACGACUAUCUGUCAAAGAAACAAGUCGUUAUGAUACUCGGGCCCGCGCGGUCAAAUGUGGCCUUGUCGGUUGCAAGCACUUCGAUGUACUGGAAUCUGAUUCAGGUAUCGGCAUCUGCGACACACAGUGACUUGUCGUCUUCAAAAUCCUAUCCAUAUUUCUUCCGCACCAUCCCCUCCCUGGGAGCAAUGCGAAAGACGUUUCUGACCCUGGCGAGACGAUUUCAUUGGACAAGAAUAGCCAUAUUGUUCUACAACCGUGAUAUGCAAGCGCAGGCAGCCCGAGAGCUUAGGGAAGAGCUCACUGACAAUAACAUUACAAUUCUGAGUUAUGGCAGCUACUUUGAUGGUGACGACGCAGAUACGCAGAUUAAACACCUGAAGGCACUUGAUGUUCGGGUUGUGUUUGGUUUUCUUCAGUUGACAACAUCAGUUAUAUGUAAGAUUUACCGUCAUGGAUUAUACGGAAGGAAGUACGCGUGGGUGAUCAAUACGCCGGAUAACAAGACCACGUGGUGGCGACGCACCUACCCCUCCCUUCCCUGCACCGAGGCGCAGAUCUACAAGGCAGCGGAGUACACCAUUAGUUUAGACGAUAUGCUCUUUGGUAUGGACACGGACCAAGGAGUGUCCGGAUUGACCACCGAAGAGUUCCAAAAAAUGUAUACACUCCAUUCGCAAUAUCACGGGCUUCGCACAUCCUUAUACGGUGCACUGGCAUUCGAUGCUGCUUGGCUUAUGGCCCUUGCGUUGAAUAGCUCCGCGCAGGAACUGGGCCCAAAUAGUAGUUUGGAGAAUUUCCACUACAUGAGUGAGAGCAUGUCUGACGUCAUCAAAAGAAAUCUUUUGAAGAUUGAGUUUGUUGGCGCUACCGGAGUCGUGCACUUAAAAAGUAACGGCGACAGAUAUGGCAAUUUCGAGAUUUUUCAAGUACAAGGCAACUCAAUAAAGCUGAUCGCGAAACACGAGACCUUGAGUAGUAAUUUUACUCUUCUUCCCGGUCAGGACUUUGUCUGGAGAGAUGGUCGGCCUCCCUUAGAUCACGUGACUAUCGUCCCGCAACUUGUCGAGUUUUCCCGCGUGGGCUUUAUCCUGGUUUGCGCAUUCGCCUCAUGUGGGAUAUUGAUGUCCUUGGGAUUCUUGUAUUUCAACAUUAAGUUUAGAGAGAAAAGGUUUAUCAAGAUGUCCAGUCCUAACCUUAAUAAUCUGAUCAUUGUGGGCUGUGUGUUGGCAUACGUAUCCGUCGUUCUCUUCUGCGUAGAUGGCGACAAGCUAAGUGAUCUUAUCUGCCAGGUGCGUGUGUUUACCCUCGAUAUAGGCUUCACGUUAGCAUUUGGUGCCAUGUUUUCCAAGGCAUGGAGAGUGCACAAAAUAACGCGAAAGCUCCGACUUAAACGCCGUUAUAUCAAGGACGUUCACCUGGUUGCCAUGGUGAUGAUAAUGCUAUCCAUAGACAUCAUUAUACUCGUAACAUGGCUACAAAUGGAUCCGCUGACCAGAGAUUACAAAUGGCUAAACCGGAAGAGUCACAGCGCCUCGCAGCCAGACGUCAUCUUCCAGUAUCGAAUCCUUCACUGCAAAGGCGAGAAUGUGUUCAUAUGGCUAGUGAUUAUCUAUGGGUUCAAGGUCUUGCUACUACUUUUUGGACUUUUCCUUGUCUGGGAGACGCGAAAAGUGAAAAUCACAGAACUUAAUGAUUCACAGCACAUUGGCAUGGCAGUGUAUAAUGUUUUCAUCGUGUGCAUAAUCGGUGUCCCUGUCACAAUGCUGCUUAAUGAGGAUAUGUACGAGGCAUCAUUCAUCAUCACCACUCUGUGUAUCAUGUCUUGUACAACCCUUACAAUAUGCCUCGUGUUUGUACCCAAGAUAAGAAAGUUAGUAAAGUCCACUCUUGACGAGAAUCCUCCCAACGAACCCUCAUUCAAAAUUCGCUUCAACAAUGAGACAAUCAGAUGCACGUGUGAAUGCCAUGUGCGCAGUAAAUAUGCAGCAGAUGAGGUACCUAAUAUCCCGGAUGUUACAGGAACAAGGUAUCUUCAAGAUGACAUCAAGGAGUUGGGGCCCAAGUUUUUUAUUGGACAGAAACCCGUCAAGCCGGGUGACUUAGAUUGACUCAUGGACAAUUUGCUUUAGAGAGGGUGACGUCAAUGCUUAGAUUAGGCCACGGGAAUUUGAAAUUCGCUUAACAGAGGGUCUAACCAAUUCACAGAUUAAGCCAGGGGAAUUUGAAAUUCGCUUAACAGAGGGUCUAACCAAUGCACAGAUAACGUCGCUUAACAUAGGGUCUAACCAAUGCACAGAUUAAGCCUGGAGAAUUUGAAAUUCGUUAAGAGAGGAUACACCCAGUGCUCAGAUUGAGCCAAGAUUGUCGCACGCCCUUUUUUUUCAAAACUCUAAAAUUUUGCUGCGUUUACUGAUCCGUCAAUCACCGGAGGAGGCGGGGCGUAAACUCAGGGUUCCGAGCUUAAGUUGCCUCUCUCCGCUUUCAUGCUCUGUUAAAAACAUGGCUCGAGCUUUUCCGAAAGAAUUACGUUGGAGAGUGGUUUUUAUGUUGAGAUGUGAUGAUUGGAGGAUUAGAAAGAGCAGCAACUUUAUCGAGUUUUGAAAACGGGGGGCGCGCAACAACGAAUUUGGCUAUAAGAGAGGUUAUAGCCAUUUAGCAAAGGGAUCUAGAGUUCGCUUUAGAGAAGGCCGCGCCAAUGCUCAGAUUAAGCCAAGGGAAUUUGAAAUUAAGAGAGGGUCUAACCAAUGCUCAGAUUAAGCCAAGGGGAUUUAAAAUUCGCAUUAGAGAGGGUCUCGCCAAUGAUCAGUGGAUGUAAGGUAUGUAAGAAUUCGCCCAUCUCAGAGCCAUUAAGGCAUGGCUCCAAUAAGAAAAUGCCGAGAAAUGAGAAAUAGAUUCAUAUCUUUUUUUACAAAAAAAGAUUGUACUGCCAAAUUUUGGACGUGUGCUACAACUCUUCAAGGCAAACAAUAUUUUGAUGUCAGUAUUCAUGGAAAUGAGGACACGAGACUACAAAUGACCGCCAUCUUGGAUUUUAACAAUAGGCCAUAAAAAAACUUUGCAGAUCUACUUGUGUUUAGUAUGUCUAAAUGGAUCCAACUGGAAAACUUGUUUUUAAUUGCGAAUAUAUAUUUUUUAAAUACUUUUCUUUCUUUUUUUGUAAGUUGUUACUUUUAUAUCUGUUUUGAUUUUAUAUUUUUCCUAAGUCUUCAGUUGGAUUUAUAUAGAUGUGGUAUUGCACUUUUGUAGUUUGCGAUUUUCCCGAAAAGUUAAAGUGUCUAAAUAUUUUUUCUAUGAACAUUUAUCAAAAUCCAAGAUGGCGGCCAUCUGUGUUCACGUAGUUUGUUUCCAUUGCAACAAACCAGUUAAGGUUGCGUAUUUGUUGAGAUACAACCUAUGACCAAGUUUGGUGACAACUAUAGUUCCAAUAUUCCGUUUUAGAGCCAUGCCUUAGAUACAAUAGAAUUAAAGAAAAUAUCGAGAGAUCAACGGAGACGACAUCGCGUAAAAAUCCCGAAUGUAUAUCUCUAUUGUGGUGUCUGAUAAAGUUCUGAACACAAAGACUUAAAA
Molecule: messenger RNA, 4159 nt
Organism: Nematostella vectensis (starlet sea anemone)
Lineage: Eukaryota; Metazoa; Cnidaria; Anthozoa; Actiniaria; Edwardsiidae
Product: gamma-aminobutyric acid type B receptor subunit 2
Exons: 18
Coding region: 328-2700 (790 amino acids)
Biological process (GO): gamma-aminobutyric acid signaling pathway; G protein-coupled receptor signaling pathway
Cellular component (GO): G protein-coupled receptor heterodimeric complex; membrane
Molecular function (GO): G protein-coupled GABA receptor activity
Source: RefSeq, a predicted model, not a curated record